GAACGAAAAAAAGACAUUGAAAAGUAUGGUGUUAGUUUAAAUUACUUUGAGGAUUGGACUCGUGGAUUUAGAGCCGAUGAACCAAGCAGAGGCAUGCCCAAAUGGGGCGACAUGGAUAUGGUUAAGAAAUGGGACAGAUUAGGUUUCAUCGUCGAAAAACAACUAGAAGGCGAGAACAAAGCAUUCUUUGAAGUUGAACGCGACGACAUUUUUAAAGUAGAGAUGAAUAAU
Dentiscutata erythropus is the source of this 231-nucleotide messenger RNA. NCBI's taxonomy places the organism in Eukaryota, Fungi, Glomeromycota, Glomeromycetes, Diversisporales, Gigasporaceae. The record is from the annotation of a GenBank genome assembly.